Molecule: messenger RNA, 3701 nt
Organism: Quercus robur (English oak)
Lineage: Eukaryota; Viridiplantae; Streptophyta; Magnoliopsida; Fagales; Fagaceae
Exons: 2
Coding region: 442-3006 (854 amino acids)
Source: RefSeq, a predicted model, not a curated record
AGAAGUGAGUGCCCAAAACCUUAGUACCACCCCUUCAUUUCUGCGUGGGUUUCACUCCCCAAUCACCAGCAAGUAAUGACCAAUCCCCAUGUUGUGUUUUCGCACGUUAGACUGUGUUUUUACCCUUCCUUGGUACCAGUUCCCAUCAACAUGGCUCCAUCAUGUUCCCCACGCGCAUGGUAGCGGCGCGUGAGGGCGCGUCAUCACCCUCAUACUCACUCUCUGUUUGUGAGAGAGAGAGAGAGAGAAUGAGAAAUACUUUGGUCUCAAAAAUAGCUGAAGUGACCCAUCAGUGAAACUAAAACCACAACCCCCUCUCUCUCCCCCCCCACAACCCCAAACAAACAAAAAAAAAUCUUCCUAAAUCGCCGGUCUCCGGCAUGGCCACUCGCCGGAAACUGAAACUCCGGCCACCACCCAAUUCCUACUUUCCAGGGCUAAAUGCAACCAAAACGCCACCGUUUCAGCACCUCCCUCCAACCCCACAAAAAUGACAAGUACAACUACAACUACAACUUCAACAAGAAGAACGAUGAAGAUACUAAAUUAAGAAAAGAACAAAGAAUACCCUUCAAGAUUGAGAAAAUCCAAAGCAAGACCCCAAUUUUUUUGUGUUUGUUUUUCAUUUGGGUCCUGACAAUGGCGGCUUCUACUAACACUACAGCACCACCUCCAGUGGACUCAGCCUCAGCUGGAACAGCUUCAGCUUCAGCCUCAGCCUCAACUGACGAGUUGACUGCAAAGGCCGUACACAAGAGGUACGAAGGGUUAGUCAUGGUUCGUACAAAGGCUAUAAAAGGCAAAGGUGCGUGGUACUGGGCGCACCUUGAGCCCAUGUUGGUUCAAAACACUGACACCGGUCUUCCCAAAGCAGUCAAACUCAGGUGUUCCUUAUGCGACGCCGUUUUCUCAGCUUCAAACCCGUCACGCACUGCCUCUGAGCACCUCAAGCGUGGUACUUGUCCCAAUUUCAACUCAGUGGCAAAACCCAUUUCGUCUAUCUCACCCUCUUCGGCUUCUAUGGCUUCCCCUCCACCUCCUUCUUCAGUUCCUUUGCAACAUAAUCAUCGUAAGCGUAGCUCUUCUUCGGUUUCAACUGGUGGUGUAGGCUCUGGUUCUUCCUACCAAGUACCACCGUUGGCGAUAGUGGAUCCGACGAGGUUUGAGCUGCCGUACUCUCCGACGGUGUCAGCGACGACGGUUGUUACGGCGGUGAGUGCUGGGGCCAUGCUGACACAACAACCGCAUUUGAUGUUAUCUGGUGGGAAAGAGGAUUUGGGGCCUCUUGCUAUGUUGGAAGAUAGUGUGAAGAAGCUCAAGAGUCCGAAAACUUCACCUGGGCCGACACUAAGUAAGUCUCAGAUUGAUUGCGCGCUUGAUUUUCUCACUGAUUGGGUGUUUGAGUCAUGUGGGUCUGUCUCUUUUUCGAGCUUGGAGCACCCGAAGUUUCGAGCUUUCUUGAAUCAAGUUGGGUUGCCGGGGAUUUCUCGGAGAGAGUUCACAGGUGGUAGAUUGGAUACUAAGUUUGAGGAAGCUAAGGUUGAGUCUGAAGCGAGGAUUAGAGACGCUAUGUUCUUUCAGAUUGCCACUGAUGGGUGGAAAUUCAAGAAUUAUGGGGUUUUGGGGGAAGAGAGUUUGGUGAAUUUGACUGUGAAUCUUCCAAAUGGGACUAGUUUGUAUAGGAGGGCAGUGUUUGUUAGUGGUUCCGUGCCUUCUACGUAUGCCGAAGAGAUUUUGUGGGAGACAAUCACAGGCAUUUGUGGGCAUGCUGUGCAGCAAUGUGUAGGAAUAGUUGCAGACAAGUUUAAGGCAAAGGCAUUGAGGAAUUUGGAGACUAAGAAUCAUUGGAUGAUUAACCUUUCUUGUCAGUUUCAAGGGUUCAAUAGUUUGAUUAAGGUCUUUAGCAAGGAGCUUUCAUUGUUCAAGACAGUCACUGAUAAUUGUUUCAAGCUCGCCAAUUUCGUUAAUUACAAGUCUCAGAUUCGAAAUAUUUUUCAUAAGUAUCAGUUGCAGGAGUACGGACAAGCUGGAUUGCUUAGAGUACCGUUGCGCGAGUAUGAGAGUGUAAACUUUGGGCCUGUAUAUACAAUGGUGGAGGAUAUACUGAAUUCAGUUCGAGCACUACAGUCGAUUUUGCUGGAUGAUUCAUAUAAGAUGGCAGCAAUGGAGGACCCAAUUGCAAGAGAAGUCGGGGAGAUGAUUCAGGAUGUGGGGUUUUGGAAUGAAUUGGAGGCAGUGCACUCGCUGGUUAAAUUGGUCAAGGACAUGGCUCAAGAGAUUGAGACAGAAAGGCCAUUAGUUGGGCAAUGCCUUCCACUUUGGGACAAGCUUAGAGAAAACGUGAAGGAUUGGUGUUCCAAGUUCAACAUUGCAGAAGGACCCUUAGAGAGGGUGAUUGAAAAGCGGUUCAAGAAAAAUUAUCACCCAGCUUGGGCUGCUGCUUAUAUACUUGAUCCUCUUUAUUUGAUUAGGGACACUAGUGGGAAGUACCUUCCACCGUUCAAAUACUUGACACCUGAGCAGGAAAAGGAUGUGGACAAGCUCAUAACCCGGCUUGUGUCGAGGGAAGAAGCUCACAUUGCGCUAAUGGAACUUAUGAAAUGGAGAACAGAAGGGCUUGAAGCAGUCUAUGCACGAGCUGUGCAGAUGAAGGAUAGGGACCCCAUUACUGGAAAGAUGAAAAUUGCCAACCCCCAGAGCAGUAGGCUGGUGUGGGAAACGUACCUUACUGAAUUUAAGUCACUAGGGAAAGUUGCAGUUAGGCUUAUCUUUCUUCAUGCAACUUCUUGUGGAUUCAAAUGCAAUUGGUCUUUCUUGAGAUGGGUGUGUGCCCAUGGGCACUCAAGGGCAGGUAUGGACCGGGCACAGAAGUUGAUAUUCAUUGCAGCUCACUCGAAACUUGAGAGACGGGAUUUUUCCAGCGAUGAAGAGAAGGAUGCCGAGCUGUUCUCCUUUGCAAACGAAGCAUUGGACAAAGAUAUGGUUGGACUGGAGAGGCCACCAUAAGAUGGUUGGUUGUUAGUAGAACUGGUUGGACCAUGAUUAAAGAGGAAUUUUCCAAAAGGAUCCAAGAGAGGAUUUGACUUGAAAAUCCGGCAUUGAAGUGUCUUUUAGCAAAAGGCCAGAGCUUGCUCGAACCGGUUGGGUGGAUCGAUGGCAAGGAGGGUAUUGCUACAUGGGUCAACUACCUGGGAAGGACCUUAUAGCAAACCUUUAUAGCUGGAAGAGCACUUCUAAGUUCUAACUGUUUCUAUCUCAUCCAUAUCUUCUGUUUUUUUGUGUCUUUGAGAGAGAGAGAGAGAGUGGAGCCCCACAAAAUGAAAGAAGUGGAAGUCUUUAUCAAAGUUUUGAUUGUCAUGGAGAGAAAUCAGGGGGGUUUUGGUUUUCCCUUUUCUUUUAACCCCAAUCAAAUCAGCUUUGGGUUACUUCUCUUUUAAACAUUCCUAAGCCUCGUGACGUUCAUGCAGAGUCAUUGGGUGAUGCUCCCCAUGAUUGUGAAAAUGUUCUUCAAAGGCCCCAAAGCAAAGAAGAUUUGUCGGCUUGAAGCAACACAGAAGGUGCUUGAGAGUGAUUCUACAACGAACUUUGAACUGAUUUUUCUGGUUUCAAUUAGCUAUGGGAGUUGAAAAUUAUGUUUAACAGGCAGUGUUGUUAUCAGACUUUAUCCUCAUUUCAUCUGUGUAUAUAAUCAUUUUUAAUGA